Messenger RNA from Sporothrix schenckii 1099-18, 927 nucleotides. RefSeq lists its product as uncharacterized. The coding region runs from base 1 to 927 and encodes 308 amino acids. NCBI's taxonomy places the organism in Eukaryota, Fungi, Ascomycota, Sordariomycetes, Ophiostomatales, Ophiostomataceae. The record is from RefSeq and is a predicted model, not a curated record. The transcript has a single exon.
AUGAGCUAUUACGGCGACGAUGACGGGGACGUCCAGAGCCCCUUGUUCUCCCAGAAGACGUGGAUUGGCGUUGCCGUGCCCCUCUGUGUCGUGGCUGGCAUCAUCUUCGCCUCCGUCUUCUUUUUAGCCCGGCGGCAGAGGGCCCGGCGGCGCCGGAACGGACUUUCUCUCAACCAGCAGGGCCGCCUCGCGCUUGAGCGUGACAUUCUCGAAGAAGGCUACGGCACGGGACCCCAUGGUGCCAAUGAAACUAGCGAGCGUCGUGACAUACGAGCUUCACAGACCGGCCCAGAGUCAAAUACCCCGAACAUCUAUCUGGGACGGUAUUUCCGCACCAACAACAGCGCUGCUGCCAAUAGCCGCGGAAUAAGCGCAGCGCCGCGUCGUCCUGGUGACGGCCGGCGCGGCCCGCGGACUGCCAACCGCUGGGCAUGGGCGCACACGACGGACCUCGCAAACACCACCCGCGAUGCACACCGCAUGGAAGGUCUCAACGAGCUGGGCGAAGCGCCGCCGCCCUAUGAAGCACCCAAGAAGGCGACCAUGACGGGAAGUGGCGAGGAUGGACAACAUGACGAGCGGGCGUCCGUCGCAGAAGGUGUUUCUGUGCCGGCGCCUGCGCACGUACGGCCAAGAUCUGGCUCGAGCCCGGGCACGGGCUCGGGGACGAGCACGUCGGCCAUCGCGCCGAACAGGAGCUUCGAAGAGGGGACGAUGGCAGCAGCAGAAGAGACAUCGUUACGACCCAGGCCGCAUUCGCCUGCGUCCAGUGAGUCUGGGGGAGCGGCAACAUCACGGGCAGGCGGGUCACCUUUGGUAUCGUCGUCAUCGCCCUCGACGCCGUCCGCCGCAGUCCGCGCCCAACCACCUACAUCACCGCCUGCCUACAGCGAACGAGAAGCUUUGAGCCACGGGGAUCGGCGAUGA